AUGGUCGAUUCGGCGCCGCCCAAGGGCCGCGGGCCGCGCGAGACGCAGGGCCGCAUGGAGGCGUUGCGCACGCGCUGGACGCGCGUGCGCGAGGCGAGCUACCUCCAGGCGCAGGCGAAGCGCUUCGAGAAGCCCAAGCCCGCGCCGAAGCCCAAGGGCAAGACGCAGACGCAGCGGCGCACGGAGCGGCGCCGCGCGGCGCUCGGCGAGGCGCCGGCGCGGUCCUGGCCGACGAAGCGCGAGGUGCGCGCGCAGGCCGCGGGCGGCGUCGCCUUCGAGGACGCGGCGGCGGAGCUCGGCAUCGGCGCGCGCGGCGAGGACGACGACGGCGAGGUCCCGGAGGAGGCGUCCGGGUCCGAGGAGGAGGAGGACGGCGAGGAGGAGGAGGAGGCGGAGGUCGACGAGGACGCCGAGGAAGAAGAGGGCAUCGAGGUGGAGGAGGAGGAAGACGAAGAAGAGGAGGAAGAGGAGGAGGAGGAGGAGGAGGACUUCGACGACGACGACGGCGACGACGGCGACGACGCCGCGCGCGACCGCGCGGCGGCGAUGGACCGCCAGUUCGGCGCGGCGCUCGGCGCCGCGGAGGUCGCGGCCCUGGGCGCGCGGCGCGCGGGCCGCGACUACGCGGCCGUCGGCGCCGGGUCCGGCGCGGCGAAGAACUGGUCGGCGUCGCCGGGCUCGGACCUCGGCGGCCUGGAGCGCCUCGAGUCCGAGGAGCGGCGCCUCGGCGCGGCCGUGCGGGCGGCCCUCGGCGCGCCGUCGACGACGCAGCGGGCGCUGUUGCGCAGCCUGGGCGCCUACCGCGACGUGCUCGCGACGUGCGUGACGCCCUCGGGCGACACGGCGCGCGAGCCGCUGCUCCGGGCGACGCUCGCGCACGCCGUCGACCACGUGCUCCGGUCCCAGGCGCGCCAGCGGCGCCACGACCGCAGGGUCGCCGACACCGCCGCGGCGCCCGUCGAGGCGCGCAAGGGCGUCGCGCGGUCCGCGCCGCUGGAGGCGCCCGAGCCCACGGAGCGCUUCAAGACGCUGCUCGACGACGGCGCCGACGGCGGCGCCGACGGCGGCGCGCCGCGGGACCAGGGCCUGACGCGGGCGCGCGUGCUCGUGCUCGUGCCGACGCGCAAGGCCGCGCUCGAGGUCUGCGAAACGCUCGCGGAGCUCUGCGGCGGCGCGACGAGCCGCCUGGGCCGGCUCCGGCGCGAGUGCGGGCCCGGCGACGACGACGAGGAGGGCGGCGCGACGAAGCGCGAGGGCCCGCCGGACUGGGAGGCGGUCUUCGGCGGCAACUGCGACGACGACGCGUCGGUCGGCGUCGCGCUGGUGCCGGGGAAGCGGCGCGCGUGCAAGUUCUUCGCGGACUACGAGCGCAACGGCGCGGACGUGGUCGUGGCGACGCCGCUGAACGUGCGCCUCGCGGCGGAGCGCGCCGAGCGGCCCUGCCUCGACCAUCUCGGGAGCGUCGAGCUCGCCGUGCUCGACAUGGCGGACGUGCUACUGUACCAGAACUGGGACCACGUCGAGCGCGCGCUGGGCGCCUGCAACGGCCCGCCGUCGGCCGUGGACGCCGACGUGUCGCGCGUGCGCGAGCCCUACCUGGACGGCCACGGCGCCGCGUGCCGCCAGCUCGUCGCGCUGUCGCGGUUCGCGGACGCGCGGCUCCGGAGCCUCGUCGACGCGCCGGGCCCGGGGUCGCUGCGGAACCGCGCGGGCGCCGUGCGCCUCGCGGCGCCGCCGACGGCCGACGCCGCCUCGGGGCUGGGCCUGGCCGCGGCGCGCGAGGGCGAGCACGUCUUCCAGUCGCUGCGCGCGUCCGCGCCGGCGCGCGCGGCCGACGCGAAGGUGCGCUACUUCCGCGACGACGUCCUGUCGCCCCAGUUCGUCCAGUCGCUCCGCGACGACAGCCGCGACGACCGCACGCUCGUCUACUGCGCGUCGUACCCGGAGUUCGUCGCGUGCCGCGCCGCGCUCCGCGCCAAGGGCGCGCCCUUCCUCGCCAUCCACGAGUACAGCCGCGGCUCCGAGGUGUCGCGCGCGCGGAGCCGCUUCUUCCACGGCGAGCAGCGGCUCCUGCUCUACAGCGGCCGCGCGCACUUCUACCACCGCUACCGCGUCCGCGGCGCGACGAACUUCGUCUUCGUGUCCCCGCCGGACCACGCCCACUUCUACCCGGAGCUCCUCGACCUCGCGAAGCGCGCGGACGAGCCGACGCGGUCGCUGUGCCUCUACACGCGCUUCGACGCCCUGGCCCUGGAGCGCGUCCUCGGCGCGACGCGCGCGGCCGCGUGCCUCCGCAAGGACGCCCACGCGGGCAACCACGCCCACGUGUUUACGUCGUAA
Aureococcus anophagefferens is the source of this 2340-nucleotide messenger RNA. RefSeq lists its product as hypothetical. The transcript has a single exon. Gene Ontology annotation, biological process: maturation of SSU-rRNA from tricistronic rRNA transcript (SSU-rRNA, 5.8S rRNA, LSU-rRNA). The record is from RefSeq and is a predicted model, not a curated record. Lineage: Eukaryota; Pelagophyceae; Pelagomonadales; Pelagomonadaceae. The coding region runs from base 1 to 2340 and encodes 779 amino acids. Gene Ontology annotation, molecular function: rRNA binding; U3 snoRNA binding. Gene Ontology annotation, cellular component: small-subunit processome; nucleolus.